Molecule: messenger RNA, 2263 nt
Organism: Stylophora pistillata
Lineage: Eukaryota; Metazoa; Cnidaria; Anthozoa; Scleractinia; Pocilloporidae
Biological process (GO): protein dephosphorylation; cell-cell adhesion
Molecular function (GO): protein binding; protein tyrosine phosphatase activity
Source: RefSeq, a predicted model, not a curated record
AUUUAAAUUUGGCCCAUACGUUUGACUGACUGUGCUCUUUAAACGGAAGGGACUCGAGACAGUUCGGUGCUGAAAUGGUUGUUAGAAUAGCUUUUCUUCUCUUAAUUGCUGUACCUCUUACAAGUCAAGUUGAGACUGAAGUUACAAUCGAUGGUGAUCAAGAGCAGUUUAUAGCUAAAGGCGAGAAUGUCAAGUUGAUCUGUCGUUAUAACACUUCAACGCCUCUGUCUGAGGUUCAGUGGAUAAGAGAUGGAAAGGUGAUUGCCAUAAACUCUACUGCGACCGACAAUGGACCAAGAGUGAAUAUAAUCAAGUAUAAUGAGAGCUUAUCACAGCUCUCAAUCGCCUCAGCUUCCUCACAGGAUUCUGGAAAUUACACUUGCAAUGUUACAAAUGAAGUAAAUAGUAUGACGGCUACGACGUCGAUAGAUGUUCAAGAGAAGCCUUCUACCAAAAUACAGCCAGAAACUGUUACUGUCAAGGAGGGAGAAAAUGUAACGUUAUUUUGUAACUCUUCUGGAAGCUAUCUAACCAUAACGUGGAAAUUCAACGGAUCUGAUGUAACCACCUUGCGGGAUUCAAGAGUCAGUUUUUCAGAUGACAAUAAAAAUCUGAUUAUAACGAACGUGAGCAGGGAAAACAAAGGAGAAUACAAAUGUGUGGCGAGUAACAAAGUUGGAGAAGAUACAUCUGAUGUUGUCGUUGUGUCUGUUGAAUUUGAGCCUGAAGUAGCAAUUGAUGGUGAUCAAGAGCAGUUUAUAGCCAAAGGCGAGAAUGUCACGUUGACCUGUCGAUACAACUCUUCACCUCCUGUGUCUGAGGUACGGUGGGUAAAAGAUGGAAAGGUGAUUGCAAUAAAUUCUACUGUGACCAACAAUGGAUCAAGAGUGACUGUAACCUAUUAUGAUGACAGUUUUUCACAGCUCUCAAUCGUCUCAGCUUCCUCGCAGGAUUCUGGAAAUUACACUUGCUAUGUUACAAAUGGAGUAAGUAAUACGACAGCAUUGACGUCGAUGGAUGUUCAAGAGAAGCCUUCCACCAAACUACAGCCAGAAUCUGUCAGCGUCAAGGAGGGAGAAAAUGUAACGUUAUUUUGUAACUCUUCUGGAAGCUAUCCAAGGAUAACGUGGAAAUUCAAAGGAUCUGAUGUAACCAUCUUGGGGGAUUCAAGGAUCAGUUUUGCACUUGACAAAAGAAAUCUGAUUAUAACGAACGUAAGCAGGGAAAACAAAGGAGAAUACAAAUGUUUUGCGAGCAACAAUGUUGGAAAUGAUACAUCCAAUACUGCCGUUGUGUCUGUUAAAUUUGGACCUGAAAUCUCUGAACCUCCAAGAGAAGUCACGAAAGAACAAGGGCAAAUCGUCGUGUUUAGUUGUGUAGUAGCAGGAUACCCUACACCUAAUGUUACUUGGACAAAGAAUGAAUUCAAAUUGAGUGUGGCAGUACAGUCGCGAUUCAAUGUCUCCUCUAUGGACGGGAAUCACAGUUUAACAAUAACAGAUCUUCAGCCGUCAGAUUCUGGACAAUACAGAUGUGUAGCUAAUAAUAGUUUGGGUGCUUCUACAUCAUCUGCAGCCAAUCUAUCAGUACAAUUUGCGCCAGAGGUGGCAAUUGAUGGAGAUCAAACACAGUAUGUAGCCAAUGGCACUAAUUUACAGCUGACAUGCCGGUUCAACGCCUUGCCCACCGUGUCUAACGUGCAGUGGGUAAAAGAUGGGACUGUGAUUGCAUCAACUAUCCCUGUGAACUUCAAUGGGUCACGAGUGACUAUCUCACACAAUAAUGAAAGCCAAGCUCAACUAUCAAUCAAAGCAGUUUCCUUGGAUGAUGCCGGAAAUUACACCUGCAAUGUUACAAAUAGUGUUGGUACCUGGUCGAGUCGGACAUCGAUUAUUGUUCAAGUGAGGCCUUUGAUCAAGACGAACCCACAGACUAGUCCAGUCAACGAAGGGGGAAACUUGACCCUAUUUUGCAACGCUACUGGAAGCUCUCUAUCAAUAUCAUGGGAAAAAAAUGGAUUUGGUAUAGAUUCUAGUGAGGAUUCGAGGAUCCGUUUGCAAGCAGACAACAAGCAGUUGACAAUAACUAAUGUGACCAGGGAAGACAACGGACCAUACCAGUGUGUGGUGAGCAACAAGUUGGGUCUGAAAUCUCCAAACCUCCAAUGAAUGCCACUAGAGUGGAAGGACAAACUGUUGUAUUCAGUUGCUUGGUAGCAGGAUACCCUAGACCUGAUGUUGCUUGGACAAAAAAUAACGUUGAA